UUGUGAAGCUGUGGCUGAGUGUUAGCAGGCUAACUAGAGAAAGAAAGCUAACUAAUCGUGAGAGUGGAAGUGGAGCUAACCCUAAAGGAAAAGACAACUGUCCAAACAGCUAGGGGGACUGAAAUUUAACUGGACUGGUUAUUCUUUUAGGUGACUACAUGAACAGAUUUAGACCGUGUUUGUCAGAUGCCCGAGGAGCAUUUUGGAUACUACAUCGAUUGUCCCAUUUCCAAACGGAAACCAUUUCUGGACAGACAGUUCGUGCUAGCUAGCCUAGCUAAGUGAAUAAUCCAGGAGACUUUUCAUUGUCACCUAAAAAAACAACAAACUGAAUGUUUUGUCUGUCAUGAGUCCGGCCGGGUGCUCCCAUGUGAACGGUUAUAAGGUGGAUAAUUGGAAACAAAACCUCCGAGUCAUAUACCAAUGCUUUGUUUGGAGUGGUACUGCUGAGACCAGGAGACGCAAGGUGCUUCAGAGUGAUGCAGCAUGGACAGAGCUGGCCAAGUCGUGUAUCUGUCACAUGUGUGGCGCCCACCUCAACCGGCUCCACUCUUGUCUCUACUGCGUCUUUUUCGGCUGUUUUACGAAGAAACACAUUCACGAGCACGCGAAAAACAAGAGACACAAUCUAGCAAUAGACUUAUUAUACGGCGGAAUAUAUUGUUUUGUGUGUCAAGACUACAUAUACGACAAAGACAUGGAGCAGAUUGCCAAAGAGGAGCAGAGGAAGGCCUGGAAAUUACAAGGCAUCGGGGAGAAAUACACAACAUGGGAGCCGACCAAGAGGGAGCUGGAGCUAUUACGACACAAUCCAAAGCGAAGGAAAAUCACUACAAACUGUACCAUCGGUUUACGAGGGUUAAUAAACCUGGGCAACACGUGUUUCAUGAACUGUAUCGUUCAGGCGCUCACACACACGCCACUGCUGCGGGACUUCUUCCUUUCGGACAGACACAAGUGCGAGAUGCAAUCAAACUCCUGUCUGGUGUGUGAGAUGUCGCAGCUCUUUCAGGAGUUCUACUCGGGUCACCGUUCGCCUCACAUUCCCUUCCGGCUGCUGCACCUGGUGUGGACUCACGCACGUCACCUCGCAGGCUACGAGCAGCAGGACGCCCAUGAGUUCCUCAUUGCGGCGCUGGAUGUGCUACACAGGCACUGCAAAGGAGACACUAUCAGAGACGACAACGGGAAGAAGGCCAACAAUCCAAAUCACUGUAACUGCAUCAUCGACCAAAUCUUCACCGGGGGCCUCCAAUCAGACGUUACCUGUCAAGUUUGCCACGGGGUUUCCACAACAAUAGAUCCUUUCUGGGACAUCAGUCUGGACCUGCCCGGCUCGUCCACGCCUUUCUGGCCCCUCAGUCCCGGAGGAGACGGCAGCACAGUGAACGGAGAGAGCCACCUGUCAGGAUCCACCACGCUCACAGACUGCCUGCGCAGAUUCACGCGACCUGAGCAUCUAGGAAGCAGUGCCAAAAUCAAGUGUGGCGGUUGCCAUAGUUACCAGGAGUCCACCAAACAGCUGACAAUGAAGAAGCUCCCCAUCGUAGCAUGUUUCCAUCUCAAACGGUUUGAGCACUCUGCGAAGCUGCGGCGGAAGAUCACUACGUACGUUUCCUUCCCUCUAGAGUUGGACAUGACGCCCUUCAUGGCAUCCAGUAAAGAGAGCAGAAUGAACGGCCAGUACCAACAGUCGGUCGACGUAUUAAACAACGACAAUAAGUAUUCCUUGUUUGCGGUGGUCAACCAUCAAGGCACAUUAGAAAGUGGCCACUACACCAGCUUCAUCCGCCAGCACAAAGACCAGUGGUUCAAAUGUGACGACGCCAUUAUUACCAAGGCCAGCAUUAAGGAUGUACUCGACAGUGAAGGGUAUCUCUUAUUCUACCAUAAACAGUUCCUCGAGUACGAGUAGUGUCUCUGCGACCGCUGACCACGAAGAACCACUGCUUGUAAUGAGAGAGUCAGAGGGACUGGGGCAGGACGAAACGCAAACACACAAACCUACCUGAAACUUUUUGAUUACCAGUCUGCUUUUCUGGCUCUGGAGAGAGAGAGAGAGAGAGAGAGAGAGAGAGAGAGAGAGGGGAAAAAAACAAACAGAACAGAAAGACGUGUAUAAUCAUGCAACCUUUCAAAAGAGAAAAAAAAAACCCAACAACCAUGCACUGAGCUACUUCUUGGCAUCUACUUGAUAAAACUGAAUGAAGAGGAGAGGAGGAGGAAGAGUCGGGCUCGGGCGACCCUCGCUCUCUCUCUCUCCGUCCCCCCUCUCCCUGCUGCUGGGGCAGAGUCUGAGCGUGACUGACGCGCCGAUCGGGCACAUCUGGAUUUCUCCGACAGUAUUCUGACCACCCCUCCCCGACAAACACAACCCAUUUCUCUCCCAUGGUGCUCUCAUUUCAACUGACCAAGCAUUUAACUUAGUCACGAUGGAGGACAGUACGUUGUCAUAUGCAUAUAGGACUGAAAGCAAAAAA
Molecule: messenger RNA, 2480 nt
Organism: Salarias fasciatus (jewelled blenny)
Lineage: Eukaryota; Metazoa; Chordata; Actinopteri; Blenniiformes; Blenniidae
Product: ubiquitin carboxyl-terminal hydrolase 22
Exons: 14
Coding region: 347-1915 (522 amino acids)
Biological process (GO): protein deubiquitination
Molecular function (GO): zinc ion binding; cysteine-type deubiquitinase activity
Source: RefSeq, a predicted model, not a curated record